AUUAAACAAGAGUUCAUUAAAACACCAAAAUGAGGACGCUGGUCGCCCUGGCCGCCCUGGGGUGCGUGGUGGUUGUUUGUUCUGGCCGCGAGCUCGGGCAGAAGGAAACAGACCUAGUCGCCGCCGCGAGCCACCAUCACAAGGACCACCACCACGAGGAGGGCGGCGGCAAGGAGCACCACGAGCACCACCACCACGAGCACGGCGAGAAGGGCCACAAGGGACACAAGGGCCACCACCACCACCACAAGGGCGAGCACGGCCAUCACGGCAAGCACCACCACGAGGGCCACCACGAGGAGCACGGCGGCGGCCACAAGAAGCACUGGGACGAGCACGACCACCACGGCAAACACCACGAGCACGGCCACCACCACAAGGGCGGCAAGCACCACCACAAGAAACACCACGACAAGGGAGAGGAGACCGAGGGCUACCACAAGAAGUACCAUAAGGACGAGUACCACAAGGACCACCACUUCUACGACGACCACCACAAGGAGGGCAAGCACCACAAACACGGCCACCACCACGGACACCACGAGAAGAAGGGCGGCGGCCACAAGAAGGGCGGCCAUCACCACUCCGGCCACCACGAGCACCACCACGGCAAGAAGGGCCAUCACGACAAGCACCACUACGACGAGGACCACAAGGGACACAAGGGCCACCACGGCCACGAGGAGCACCAUCAUCACCACCACGACCACGGCAAGAAGGGCGGCCACGAGGACCACAAGCACUGGGGCCACCAUCACGGCAAACACUGAGACUGUUAAAAUAUUCGUUAUAUUAUAUUGUUAUUUUAUACAAUACCUCCAUGUAAAUAAAUGUAAAAUAAAGUUGAAUUUUUAAU
Messenger RNA from Cydia fagiglandana, 856 nucleotides. RefSeq names its product histidine-rich glycoprotein-like. The coding region runs from base 30 to 770 and encodes 246 amino acids. The transcript has a single exon. The record is from RefSeq and is a predicted model, not a curated record. NCBI's taxonomy places the organism in Eukaryota, Metazoa, Arthropoda, Insecta, Lepidoptera, Tortricidae.